Messenger RNA from Amoebophrya sp. A120, 1982 nucleotides. The record is from the annotation of a GenBank genome assembly. NCBI's taxonomy places the organism in Eukaryota, Dinophyceae, Syndiniales, Amoebophryaceae.
AUGCUGCGGAAAUGCGGUAUGAUUUUUUGCAUGGAUUUCUCUUUUUUCGUGUCGCUUCAAAUCUCCAUCUGGUGCAAAGGUUUUGUUACACUGGCGUUACAUGUAGCGUUUUGGCGCUCGUUCUGCAGCCUGUUAACAGAAUCUCCAUCCUGCUUUUCUAAAUACACAACAGCGGAGACGACCCUGAACUCAAAAUUGGUGGCUGACUACAAGGAAUUCUUUUCCGAAAUGGUCGUUCGCGCGAUCCAGAUUCUAGGCGACGACUUGGACUACCGAGGAAUCGGAAUCAAAAAGGUAUCUAUAAUGUUGAAUUUGUGUUGCACCAGAUGUUGCCUUUUACGCAGGCCCUGUAAUAAACUGUGGCACGAAGAACACGAAGAUAGAAGAAAGAGAGCAUAACUGAAAACACCAGAGAAAAUGAAAAACUUUCAUCUACUCAACAUCAGGUCACGGGCGGCAGUGUGAUGGAUUCCACGCUGAUCAAUGGCGUUGCCUUCAAGAAAACCUUCUCCUACGCUGGCUUCGAGCAGCAGCCCAGGAGCUCUGUGAAGCCAAAAUUCUUACUUUUGAACUUGGAGCUGGAACUGAAGAGCGAAAAGGACAACGCAGAAAUCAGAAUCGCCGACCCCAGCAAGUUCCAGGCCAUUGUCGAUGCGGAAUGGAGUAUUGAUCUGCAGCUUUUUGUUUGUUGUUCAACAGAUGUACUUCUACAAUUAUCGAUCAGCACAAAAUGAAGAGCCAGAGCCUAUGGCUUCUAUGAUGCAAGCAUAAUGUAAGAUGACAACUGCCCACUUCCUGUAUCGCUAUCGUCGUCUACUUCUCCGACUAAAGCAUUACAAUAUCCCCACGACAGAUAUCAUCUACGAGAAACUGGACAACAUCGCUGAAUCCGGUGCCAACGUCGUCCUCUCCAAGCUCGCUAUCGGCGACCUCGCCACCCAGUACUUCGCCGACCGCGACAUUUUCUGCGCCGGCCGGGUCGAGCACGCCGAUUUGGACAGGACGAGACGCGCCACUGGGGCGGCGGUCCAGACGACAGUUACCGUGGGGCUGGACCCGAGCGUCUUGGGAUCCUGUGGAAAGUUUGAAGAGGUGCAGAUCGGAGCGGAGAGGUAGGAUUUGAUACAUGGUUUUGUUUGACAGGCUCAUGGUCAUGAUUCUUUUCCAGCAUCGUCUUGGUUUUUUCCCAAGUCUUCUGCUAAAAAAAUCGGCUGCACAUCGUGCAAAUCGUCUUCGCACAACAUCUUCAUAGCACAACAUCUUCAUAGCACAACUUUAUUUGUCAACAAGAACAUGCUCUAUUGAUUGAUUGAGCAUGUUGAUCUUGAUACAACAUCACAGGUGGAACCUCUUCAAAGACUGCGAGAACACAAAGGCCGCAACAUUGAUUAUCCGUGGAGGCGCUCAGCAGUUUGUCGACGAGGCCGAACGAUCUAUCCACGACUCAUUUAUGAUCGUGAAGAGCGCGAGCGACAAAGAACACCGCGGUGAUGAACAAGCUCCGACAGAAGCACACGGGCGCUUCCAGCACGGAGUCCCGGUGGUUUGGCGUGGACUGCAUCGAUAUCAAAUGUAAAAGUGUCUGGGUCUGGAAGAUUCUGACACUUGUCAUGCACGUUUUGCGUGAGCUAUGAUGUCUGUGAUGCCUACCCUAGCAAUACAGAUUUUUUGAGGGCUUCUUGAUGCAUAUUCCGCAUGACAAACGCCUCUCCUGCGUCCGAAGCUGCUUGCGGCGACGGUGCAAAGGUUUUUGAUGAGGUGCAGUCGGGUAUGCAUGACAAAUGCCUUCUCAGCGUAGCAAAAAUUGCAUUCCCUUUGGUACUCAUGCAAUACAGAUUUUUUUGGAAUCCAAAUGCAGCAUCACAAGUUGCAUUCUUCCAGACCCAGACACUUUUGCAUUUGAUAAUCGAGAACGGCGUGAAGGACACCCUGGCGAACUUCAUCUGGGAGCCGAUGCGACAGCCUCAGAAUGGAAAUCCUGA